AGAGCUAGCUAGCUAGUAGCUAGCUGCGCACCGGCAGUACGUAGAUCCCGGGCGGGCAAUCGAACCGCAAACGCCUCUGGGUUUCGGGAAGGGUGCUUUGCUCUUUGCAGCCAGCUGGCCGGCCGGCCCUGGUGUUUUAUAUAACUUGGAAGGUUCAGUCGCUGACAGAGAGGAAGAAGAAGGAAGGAGGAGGAGGAUGGGGAGGAAGCUGGGCCUCGACAGGGUCCUCGACUGCUUCUCGCUCUCCCUGUGCUCCAGCGCCUGCGCCUGCGUACACUCCGUGGAGGAGGAGGAGCAGGAAGACGAGGACGAGCGGAAGGCCCUGGUGAGCAGCCAGCUGGAGGAGCUGGUGAAGCUGAGCAGGGAUCUCGUCGGCGGAGCCGCCAAGACCCUCGCUUUCCAUCUGGAACCAAAGACCGUGGAGCUCAAGGUGUCCAUGCACUGCUACGGGUGCGCCAAGAAGGUCCAGAAGCACAUCUCCAAGAUGGACGGCGUCACGUCGUUCGAGGUGGAUUUGGAGAAGAAGAAGGUGGUCGUGAUCGGGGACGUGACGCCGUACGAGGUGCUGGCGAGCAUCUCCAAGGUGAAGUUCGCGGAGCUGUGGGUGGCCCCCCAACAACCCCAAGCAGCAAGCCGCUGCGGAAAGGCGCCUGCAGGUGGUGUAGUGUAGAAGAUCUCCCAAUGGAUGCUCAUGUGUUCUCUUGUAUUCAUCCUGCAUGCAUGGGCAUGGCUGUAGCUCAGGCGGGCGGGCGGGCGGGCAAAACCACUCAGAAAUGUAAGCCACCAGGAAGCAAUGCAAGCAACCGUGUGUGCGUGCGAGUGCAAACGAUUUGGACGUGGGGGACACCUCACGUACGCCUUG
Molecule: messenger RNA, 862 nt
Organism: Zea mays
Lineage: Eukaryota; Viridiplantae; Streptophyta; Magnoliopsida; Poales; Poaceae
Exons: 3
Coding region: 197-670 (157 amino acids)
Molecular function (GO): metal ion binding
Source: RefSeq, marked validated